Aspergillus saccharolyticus JOP 1030-1 is the source of this 1495-nucleotide messenger RNA. RefSeq lists its product as uncharacterized. Gene Ontology annotation, molecular function: iron ion binding; heme binding; monooxygenase activity. Lineage: Eukaryota; Fungi; Ascomycota; Eurotiomycetes; Eurotiales; Aspergillaceae. The transcript is spliced from 5 exons. The coding region runs from base 1 to 1329 and encodes 442 amino acids. The record is from RefSeq and is a predicted model, not a curated record.
AUGGAUGCUGAAGAAAGAAUGGAAAAGCUGGAAAGCAUGACACCAAAGAAACUUCCUGCCAAGUCCGCCAGCGCGGCAGAGAUUCGCGCAUAUCUCGCAUGGAUGCUCGUCUCGAAAUAUCAAACUUCCCCCGAGCUUGCGCAAAGCACCGCCAGCCGGUGGCAGGUCGGGCGCGGCAAGGAGCUUUGCGAAUUCAGUCUCGGGAAUUUCAAAGCCCAAUUUGGAGAAGAUAUCGGGCUCUGUUUGUACAAAGGCGUUUGCGAAGAUGAGUAUAACGAUUGGCGAUCGACUCGAACAGCAAAGAUCGCUAGAGGGCUGCUGAUUACGUCUAUUGUCGGCUUGAUUGUUCUUAUCAUUCUCUUCAUUUUCCCUGGGUUCUUGAGCACCACGCCCGAAUCUUCCGGCAUCAACGGUCUUGUCUGGGACGAGGCCGCCUCGCAAGCCCAAACUCUGCUCGCAUCGGCCGUAUCUGCCCUAGCCGGCGGACUGGACACCGACAUUCGCACCUUGGCGCUCAACGUCCUUGCAGCCACGGGGUCCAAGCGCCCACAAUCCUUCCACAGCUCUCAAGAAGCCCAAUCCCAGGAAGCCCGCUCGUAUGGUGAGUCGCUCAACCUUGUGAUGGAGAAUUCUUUCUUGAUCAUGCUGAUCCCUCCGGGGAUCCUGGAACUCCCUGUGCUGCUGCCCAACUGGUGUCGACGGGUGGGCGAGGCGGUCGAGACCUUAAAGCAGCAUAUGUUGACCAGCAACCGCAAGCCGCUCACAAUCCACGAAAUCCUCGGGAACAUCUACGCGAUAAAUCUCGCCGGGCAUGACACCACCGCCAACACGAUGACCUACCUGAUGCUCUUGUUAGCUGCGUACCCAGCCAUCCAGGAGUGGAUGGCUGAGGAGAGCCAGACGCCGGAAACUGUCCGCCGGUACCCGGCCAUCCUGGGCCUCCCCAAGUCCGUCGCCCCUGCCACUGGCAACCGAAGCACGGAGGAUAUCCUUGCCAGCCGGGCGGAGCAGCUCGCACGCGAGGAAAUCGUCGAGCCGCAGCCGGGGACCUACUUCCCUUGGUCCGCUGGAGCGCAAGUGUGCGCGGCCCAGAAAUUCACGCAGGUCGAGACUGUCGCGGUCUUGGAGUCCCUCUUCCGCGAGCAUCGGCUCCGGGUUGUGCUUGAGAAGGGAGAGGAUUCUGAGGCGGCUCAAGCGCAUCUGGUUGCUAAGACGCUGGAUACGCAGCAGCUGCCGGUGUUUCAGUGUCGGAUUCGGAUAGUGUCGAGGUUUUCUGGGAGCAUGUUGGGUGAAACGCUGUCACGUAGUGUUCCCUUUCUUCAUCUGUGAAUAUUUUGGCAUCGACAGCAUUAGCUGUGCAUAAGAGUUCUUAUGGCGAGGAAUAGAGUCAGAUCGCGCUGACUGCGCUGCGCAAUGGUCGUGCAGUACUACUUGGCUGUCAUCGUGAUCGGAGUGUCAUACUGACAAGGCAAGGGAUUAUUGGAUGACAGAGAGG